AUGCGUACCCAGGCUCCUUUCAGUCCCCACGGCGCUGGAAGAUCGGUCUCUCCUCUCAUUGGCCGGUCCCGCGGGGCGGGGCUAGGCGCGUUGCCCUGGCUGCCGGGCGGCGAGGCUGUGAUUGGCAGGUCAGCGCGCAGGCGCUCUGGCUCUGCUAUGGCCGCCGCCGCCGGGAGGAACGUGGUGUUCGUGACCGGCAACGCCAAGAAGCUCGAGGAGGUCCUUCAGAUCCUUGGGGAUGCGUUUCCCUACAGACUGGUCGCAAAAAAAAUUGACUUGCCAGAAUACCAAGGGGAACCAGACGAGAUCUCCAUUCAGAAAUGCCGGGAAGCAGCAAAUCAGAUCCAGGGACCUGUUAUCGUAGAAGACACUUGUUUGUGUUUCAAUGCCUUGGGGGGCCUCCCAGGACCAUAUAUAAAAUGGUUUCUAGAGAAGUUAAAACCAGAAGGUCUGUACAAACUGUUAGCGGGGUUUGAAGACAAGUCCGCUUAUGCUCUUUGCACCUUUGCAUUCAGCACUGGAAACCCGGAGGACCCGGUGAAGCUGUUCAAAGGCCAGACUUGCGGUCGCAUUGUUGAGCCCAGAGGCCCCAGAGACUUUGGCUGGGAUCCUUGCUUCCAGCCUGAUGGUUACAACCAGACGUAUGCCGAGCUGCCCAAGGCAGUGAAGAACUCCAUCUCCCAUCGCUACAGAGCACUAAAAGAGCUCUCCGGCUACUUCAGUCAGCAGAACAACCCAGCAGAAGCCACCUCCACUCCCAGUUAGGCUUCUGGUGUCUUGGGGUACGUCCACACUGCAAUAAAUACCCCACAGCAUUGACCCAGGCUUGGGCUGCGGGGCUAAAAUUUGCAGUGUCGAUGUCUGGGCUCAGGCUGGAGCCUGGCUCCGAGACCUUCCCCCCUCGCUGGUUUUCAGAGCCCGGGCUCCAGCCCGAGCCUGAACGUUUCCAGUGCAGCUUUUAGCCCUGCAGCCCGAACCCCAUGACCCCAAAUCAGCUGACCCGGGCCAGCCGCGAGUCUUUGAUUGCAAUGAAGAUGUACCCUUUGGGACCCCAAACUUUUACAGAGAGUCGUCUGUGAGAGGUGGGGUCCAUUGAUGGUUGUCUGUACAGUCUAUGUAGAAUAAAGCUGCCCACUUGAAAACCGG
Messenger RNA from Malaclemys terrapin pileata, 1146 nucleotides. RefSeq names its product inosine triphosphatase (gene ITPA). The transcript is spliced from 8 exons. Lineage: Eukaryota; Metazoa; Chordata; Testudines; Emydidae. Gene Ontology annotation, molecular function: nucleoside triphosphate diphosphatase activity. The record is from RefSeq and is a predicted model, not a curated record. The coding region runs from base 1 to 765 and encodes 254 amino acids. Gene Ontology annotation, cellular component: cytoplasm. Gene Ontology annotation, biological process: nucleoside triphosphate catabolic process.